UCGGUCUCUCCUGUCCUCCAAGGCUGCAGCCUCCAUGACCACCUCCUGCUAGGUUGUUGGGCACCAUGCCGCUUCCAUUCCAGGCCUCCGGCCGCAAAUCUUCCCAGCAUCAACGCUACACCCCCUUGCACGAGUCUAUCCCCGAAGAGGUCCACAAUGACCGCCGCUACUCUGACACCCUCACUCUCUCCGACCUCUCCGAACCUGAUCUCAACGAAUCCGAUGACUCCAAUGUCAAGCUGCGCCGUGUAGACCACGCCAGGAACCCCUCUCAGGCUACCGCCUACGCGCCCGCCCCCGACCGGCGCUCCACUGACGUCGAGGCCUACCUCGACAGUAUCACCGAGGCCGAGCAGGAGCUGCUGUCCGCUGCGCGGCAGUAUGAGCUCACCGACGAUAGCGAGGACGAGGACUACGUCGUGAAGAAGAAGGGGCAUCGUCGGAGAACCUCCUCGUUCCGAAGACAUACACCCCGCACGGGAUGGCGGGCUUAUUACUAUUCACGCUGGUUGUGGUGGACACUGGUCGUCAUUUUCGUCGCGCUGGGGCUGAUGGUGUGGGGGUUUUUGAAUCGAGCGUGGUCAGGGGAUCCGGAUCGCAUGGAUAUGACCCCGUCGGAGUCAUGGUUCCCGACGCCUAAAGGUGGCGCCCUAGAGAAUUGGGCGGAGGACUAUCGGAAGGCGGAGAUGAUGGUCCGGGAUAUGACCCUCAUCGAGAAGAUUAAUGUCACCACGGGCAUUGGGUGGCAGAUGGGGCUAUGUGUGGGAAAUACAGGCCCCGCGGAAUUCGUCAAGUUUCCUUCGCUAUGUCUACAAGACGGUCCACUCGGCUUGCGCUACGCUGACCUCAUUUCGGCAUUCCCCGCGGGUAUAACGACAGGAGCGACCUGGAAUCGGGAGUUGAUCCGACAGCGUGGGGAAGCAAUGGGAGAGGAAGCCCGGCUAAAGGGCGUGAACGUUCUACUGGGCCCUUCGAUGGGCGCUAUUGGCAUGAUGCCCGCGGGCGGCCGCAACUGGGAGGGGUUUGGCUCCGACCCGGUGCUGCAGGGCGUUGCCGCUGCGGAGACUAUCCGUGGCAUCCAAAGUCGCGGAGUCAUGGCUACAGCCAAGCAUUUCGUGUUGAAUGAACAGGAGCACUUCCGUCAACCUCUGGAGUGGGGGAUCGCAUCAGCAAUGUCAUCCAAUGUUGGAGAUCGCGCGCUUCACGAGGUCUUUGUGUGGCCAUUCGCUGAGAGUAUUCGCGCUGAUGUCGCCAGCGUCAUGUGUGCGUACCAGAUGGUGAACAACAGCCAUGCGUGUGAGAAUAGCAAACUGUUGAACGGCAUCCUGAAAGAUGAGCUGGGCUUCCAAGGAUUUGUACAGUCCGACUGGCUGGCGCAGCGGUCCGGUAUUAACAGUGCCCUUGGGGGUCUAGACAUGAGCAUGCCAGGUGAUGGCCUCCUUUGGGCGGAUGGGAGGUCCUUGUGGGGAGCCGAGUUAACUCGGGCGGUCCUCAACACUUCGGUGCCGAUGGAGCGAUUGAACGACAUGGUGACCCGCAUUGUGGCGGCCUGGUACCAUCUUGGCCAGGAUUACUGGGAACGGCCCCCUCCCGAGGGUGAUGGCGGCCCCAACUUCUCCUCAUGGACCAACGACCAAGUUGGAUGGCUCCAUCAAGGAUCUCCCGACGAUGAAGCCUACGGAAUCGUGAACCGAUUCAUUAACGCACAAGGUGAAGGAGCGGAUGCACACGGGAUCAUUGCCCGCAGGGUGGCCGCGGAGGGCAUCGUUUUGGUGAAGAACGACAAGAACACGCUUCCGCUGUCCCGUCGGCCCAGUGUUUCCUCUGGUGUCUAUCGGGUGGGUGUGUAUGGCGACGAUGCCGGACCGGCUCAGGGACCUAACGCAUGCCCGGACCGCGGGUGCAACCAGGGCACCCUGGCCAUGGGCUGGGGCAGCGGAACGGUGGAAAUGCCAUAUCUAGUCAGCCCGAUCGAAGCGUUGCAGUCGGCCUGGGCAUCGGAGGUCGAAGUGCACCCGUAUCUGCGGAACGCGGUCAUGCCGGCCGACGCGGCCGACAAAAACCUGUGUUUAGUCUUUGCGAACGCCGAUUCGGGUGAGGGGUUCAUAUCUGCCGGCGGCAUUCACGGCGACCGCAACCAUUUGUUUCUGCAGAAGGGUGGCGAUUCUCUCAUCCAGACAGUCGCCAGCAGCUGUGGCGGGCCGACCGUGGUGGUCGUGCACGCCGUGGGCCCGGUGGUGGUUGAGUCCUGGAUUGAUAUUCCCGGCGUCGAGGCGGUGCUGUUCGCUCACCUGCCCGGACAGGAGAGCGGCAACGCGCUGAUGGACGUGCUGUUCGGGGAGGUCGAUGCCAGCGGCCGGCUGCCGUAUACUGUCGGGAAGAGUCUUGCGGAUUACGGGCCGGCAGCACAAGUCCUCUAUGAGCCCAAUGCGCCUGUGCCGCAGGUAGACUUCAGCGAUGGGUUGUAUAUUGACCACCGAUACUUCGACCGCCACAACAUCACGCCGCGGUUUGAAUUUGGAUUUGGGUUGUCGUACACGACCUUUGAGCUGGCGGACCUGCGGGUCAACGCGUUACAGCCGAAGUCGCAACUGCCGGCGCCGCGGCCGGGGCAGACGGUCUACCCACCGGAAUACGACUCGGAGCCGCCACGAAACGAAUCUGUCUUCUUCCCGGCGGGAUUCCAGGUGGUGUCCAAGUACAUAUACCCCUACCUCCCGUCCUUGCAGGGCACGGAGGCGGCGAACUACACGCACUAUCCGAAGGGGUACAAUCAAGUGCAGACCCCGUCGGAGGCGGGCGGCGGGCUCGGGGGCAACCCGUCCCUGUAUGAGGAGAUGGCCCAGGUGGAGGUGCAGGUCCGCAACACGGGAUCGCGGGAGGGGCAGACGGUCGUGCAGGCCUAUGUAUCGUUCCCGGACGAGGUGACAGAGGACGGGGACUGGGUGGAGGUGCACCAGGGGGCCCGGAGCCCGAGGAAGGUGAAGCUCGAGCGGAUGCCGGAGAAGAUCGACUUCCCGGUGCGAGUGCUGCGGAACUUCAGCAAGGUGGCGCUGGGCGUUGGGGAGGAGCAGACGGUGUCGAUGAGUCUGAGUCGGAAGGAUCUGAGCUACUGGAGCGUGCGGCAGCAGAAUUGGGUGAUGCCGGAGGGGGAUUUCACGAUCUGGGUCGGGUCGAGCUCGAGAGAUCUGCCGCUGCGGGAGAAUUUCUAGGCAUUCUUUUACGUUUUGGGACGUGUACAUAUAUUAUCUGUCUUAUAUUCAUAUC
Molecule: messenger RNA, 3267 nt
Organism: Aspergillus heteromorphus CBS 117.55
Lineage: Eukaryota; Fungi; Ascomycota; Eurotiomycetes; Eurotiales; Aspergillaceae
Product: beta-glucosidase
Exons: 3
Coding region: 66-3212 (1048 amino acids)
Biological process (GO): glucan catabolic process
Molecular function (GO): beta-glucosidase activity
Source: RefSeq, a predicted model, not a curated record